AUGGAAACAGGCGUGAACGUUCCCAAAACUCGCCGGACGUACUGCAAGUCCAAGGAGUGCCGCAAGCACACCCAGCACAAGGUCACCCAGUACAAGGCUGGCAAGGCCUCCCUGUUCGCCCAGGGUAAGCGUCGUUACGACCGCAAGCAGAGCGGUUACGGUGGUCAGACCAAGCCCGUCUUCCACAAGAAGGCUAAGACCACCAAGAAGAUCGUCCUGCGUCUUGAGUGCACUGCCUGCAAGACCAAGAAGCAGCUCGCUCUGAAGCGUUGCAAGCACUUCGAGUUGGGUGGUGACAAGAAGACCAAGGGUGCUGCUCUUGUUUUCUAA
This is a messenger RNA of Aspergillus fumigatus Af293, 330 nucleotides long. The record is from RefSeq and is a predicted model, not a curated record. Lineage: Eukaryota; Fungi; Ascomycota; Eurotiomycetes; Eurotiales; Aspergillaceae.